This is a messenger RNA of Dreissena polymorpha, 1954 nucleotides long. RefSeq lists its product as uncharacterized. Lineage: Eukaryota; Metazoa; Mollusca; Bivalvia; Myida; Dreissenidae. Gene Ontology annotation, biological process: cell adhesion. The transcript has 9 exons. Gene Ontology annotation, molecular function: integrin binding. The record is from RefSeq and is a predicted model, not a curated record. The coding region runs from base 189 to 1757 and encodes 522 amino acids.
CCGUUGUUGUAUUUACAAGUGGGGAUAUAAAACAAUUGCGAUGACAGUAUCAACGUAGAUGCUUUACUAUUUUAUUAAACAAGAUCCGACUCUUGAGCAAGUAUUUAAAAUAAUAUAAACGGAUCAUAUUGAAUGUUAAUUAUAAAAACUCACAUGUUAGCAUUUAUUCUGACAUAUAAAUAAAUUCAAUGAUGUUUUCGAUUGGAUAUUUUGGUUUUGUAAACGUACCGCUGUGUUAUAUAAUUGUUUCUGUCAAAGUCGGAUGUAUGCUGUCCCAACCGCCAUCUUUGAUGUUGAAAACGAACAUAACUCACUUUAGCACGGAUAUCGAGUGUGACAUUACCGGUUUUACAGCGACAAAAAUUCGAUUUUAUGAAAAUCUGAACGAGGUAGUACAUAUUGGUCAAAGUGGACAGUCUUGUGCAAAAUGGUUUUCGGGGCCGCCCAACUAUUUCGAUUGUACGUGCAUAAUUAAUAAGACCGCAGUGUGUACAAUUGACGUUGAUCGGUACGGAAAGGUUUGUCCAAAAUGGCAAUGCGCAGUCCUAAACGAAGGUGUUCUGCAUUACAGCAACUAUAUUGACGUGUGUAACUCAAACAAAACCCACUUUACAACAAAGAUAAUUGACGAUGCCGAUUGUUCUGGUCGUAUACCAUUUAGAGUGAAAUGGACCAUAUUUGGAUUGAAAAUUAAGCAUAAUAUGAUUACAUCUAUAUUGAAGACAUUUAUAACAGCUAAUAUAAGUUCCUUUGUGGAAAAAUAUACGUCAUACCAACAUGCGUCCAUAGCUACGUGUACUCUGAAGAAACGUGAGUCGGAAAACUGGAAUUUGAGCAUAUUGGAUGCAUCGCUAUUGUGCUCAAGCAACAGUGAUAUGCCCCAUAAUAAAACAUGUAAGGCCACCGAUGGAAACCCGAUGGUCACUGUGAUCAGAGAGCCGAAUAUCCGGUCACAAUGUCAGUCGAUUCGGACGACACCAGCACCGGACACGCUGACUCUGUGUGAGGCUGUUAACAGGAAAGACUUAGGGGCAAAACGUUAUGUCGGAAAUAUGACUGGUCUAUUCAAACUGGAGAUUCUUGUCACAGCAUCGGUGAUGAAAUUCUUUGUGGAAGGUUUCAACAAUCAGACACACAUAACGUUCAACGAAACAACCAAAAUAACGUUACGUUGCCAAGGUGAUGGAUUCCCAUCCCCGACCAUGCACUUAUUAAAAAACGGUAUUGAGUACAGUGUUGGAAAUUCACCGUUUCGACCAACCAUGACACUUAAUGGAUCCCAGGAUACCGGAAAUUAUACCUGCAUUGCUGCAAAUGCACUCGGAAAAGACAACAAGACCGUUUAUAUCAGCUCUCAUAUUAAAAUGGAUAAUCAUCAAGAUCAGCCACCAGAUUCUAUGUUAAACAUGAAGGUCAUUGUCACCAUAAUAGCUGGAACAGGAGCGCUGGUACUGCUUGUGAUAAUAGUUUCCGCAGCCUGUGUGUACCGAUUUUAUAUACGAAUGAAAACAACAGAAAACGUCGUUUUGCCAAUGACUCACGUCACAACCACAACACCAACUACGUCUUCGAUACCAUUACGUGAACCGACCUUGAUUUAUAAUGAAAUUGACCCACAGAUGAUGGAUUCCGAUAGGCCAGUUGAAGACGACAAUGCCAGUAAUGUUUCACAGUACUCCUUAGGUGCAGCAGCAGAAGGUUUUGAUGAUUCACGAUAUCUGGAUGAGUCGCCACUGUAUCUCAUUGUGACUGAUUAGUGUGACAUUUUAUAGUUAUGAGCAAAUGUUAAGUGAAUCAGUGAUAUUUAAACGUCUCCGAAACACGUGAAAGAACAAUCAACCAGGGUGAUGUUUUUAUUUCUUAGAUUAUCCCAUACAUAUACGAAAAUACAGUAGAAACCUGUUUGUAUUAGUUGAUAUUUUCUUAUUAAAACAUUUGUAUUCGAACACGAUUA